Spirodela intermedia is the source of this 2270-nucleotide messenger RNA. The record is from the annotation of a GenBank genome assembly. NCBI's taxonomy places the organism in Eukaryota, Viridiplantae, Streptophyta, Magnoliopsida, Alismatales, Araceae.
AUGGCGGCACGUGUUGUCCUCUCUCCCUCAACCUGCUUCCCCUUGACCCCCGCUGCCCUUCGGGAGAAUACAUCCAUUGCCGCCCGCGGCCUCUCCUGCUUCCCUCGCCGCCUCAGCCCGGCUUCCCGAAGAACGGCGCAGAGUGGCCGUGGCGCUCUUGCCGCCGCGACCAUGUCGAGCACGGUGUUGGUGACGGGAUCCGGCGGCCGGACAGGUCGUCUUUAUAUUGCGGCUGUUUUUCUUUGAUUUCGGGUGCUAUCUCUGCGGAAAUCCGUUUUCCUGAUCGGUCGCCGCAUUGAGCGCGGUCGUCUUUCAUCGUCUUCCUUUCAUUUACCUGAUCAGUGCUCAAUUUCGACAGACCAUUUUUUCCUCUUUUAGAAUAAUGCCGGCGAUCUCCCAUGGUUUUUGGAGCUAUUUUGCUUCAGUUUUCCCUGAAACUAUCGAUCGUGACUGCUUCCGGCUGUCGGAAUCGCCAACCCCCCCGGGCAAGCGAACGAUCUUCCAGUCAUGGAUUUCAUCUAUAGUAUCCCACUUCACUCCCUCCCCCGCUAUCGCCGUUCCUUUCUGAGUAAUCCUCCCAAAUCCAUACAAAUCUGCGAGUAUCGUCCACGACGGUUCGCCGCUUUACUGAGAUUUCCCACCCCCUUUUUGUCAGGUCAAAUCGUUUACAGGAAGCUCAAGGAGCGAGCUGAGCAAUUUGUCGGCAGAGGCCUAGUGAGAACUGAGGAGAGCAAGGAGAAGAUUGGAGGAGCUGAUGACGUGUUUGUGGGUGACAUAAGGGAUGCAGCUGCUCUUGCUCCCGCAUGCCAAGGCAUCGAUGCGCUCAUAAUUCUUACGAGCGCCGUGCCAAAGAUGAAGCCAGGCUUUGACCCGAGCAAAGGCGGCCGACCCGAGUUCUUCUUUGAAGACGGCCAAUUCCCCGAACAGGUAAGUCUGAUUCCUCUUCUUAGCAAGUUUCAAAACCUUUCGGGGCGGAAAUAAAUUUGUUCUUCCGAAUUUCUGUCAUUUCAGGUUGACUGGAUCGGCCAGAAGAAUCAAAUCGAUGCGGGUAAGAACUCUCUCAUCCUCGAUAUGCCCACUGUUCCAUUUUAAGCAUGGUUUGGCUUUUAGUUUGAGAUGGAGCACAUCCGAUAUGCCUGCUGCUCCAUUUCAAGCAUGGUUUGACUUUUGAAUGAGGGUCAAAAACUCCCCUGAUAAGCCGUGUAGAUCGUUAGAGGGGUUUUCUGGGAUUUUUUAUUUAUUUUAAAAGCCAAGUUCUUGGAGAAAUCCGGACAGAGUUUCAACCUUCUUCCGUCCGUUGCAGCUGCGGCGGCUGGAGUCAAGCACAUCGUCCUGGUCGGCUCCAUGGGCGGAACAGACCCAAAUCACCCCUUGAACAGCAUUGGGAACGGAAACAUCUUGGUGAGUUUGAUCUUCCAUUACAGCACGAUAUAUAUACUGAUAAUUAUGAGAAACAAGCCGUGCGUUACAUCCCGCUCUCACUUGUUCUUGACGAGUUCCUGCCGAUGAUCUUGCGGGGUGCUGCUAUCGAAGUCGAAUAGAUCUUGGCGUGGAUUAAACGACCAACUGUGUGAGUUUUUUCCUCGUUUCAGGUGUGGAAAAGAAAGGCGGAACAGUACUUGGCGGAUUCUGGAAUUCCGUACACAAUCAUAAGGUAUGGCUAGAAAGAGAGGGAGAGAGAAGGGGAUUGUGCCCAUCAAUUUAUUUAUUUAAUUACCAUGUUUAGAAUCUUAGUGGUGGGCAUGUACACAAUCAUAAGUAUGGCUAGAGAGAGAGAGAGAGGGAUAGGGAGAUGUGCCCAUCGAUUUAUUUAUAGAAUUACCAUGUUCAGAAUCUUAGUGAUGGGCAUGUAUAUAUGCCGACGGAAGGUAGAAGGUAUGAUGCCCAGUGGGUUCUGUAAGUGGCAAACGCUGAAUCAUCUAUGAAUACGGACGACCAGGGCGGGAGGACUGCAGGAUACGGCGGGCGGCGUGCGGGAGCUUCUGGUCAGCAGAGACGAUGAGCUCCUCAAGACCGAGACGAGGACCAUUGCCAGAGCCGACGUUGCCGAAGUCUGUGUCCAGGUGAUCUCCAUAUCCAGAGAGAAGAUAGAGAGAGAGAGAGUAUGUGUCUGGGGCGAGCCCUAUUGAUGAGUUUGUUCGGAUGUGCAGGCACUUCAGAUUGAAGAAGCCAAGUUCAAGGCGCUCGAUCUCGCGUCGAAACCAGAGGGAGCGGGCGCCCCCACUUCUGACUUCAAGUCACUCUUUUCCCAGGUCACUGCUAGCUUCUGA